This is a messenger RNA of Magnolia sinica, 1311 nucleotides long. RefSeq lists its product as uncharacterized. The record is from RefSeq and is a predicted model, not a curated record. NCBI's taxonomy places the organism in Eukaryota, Viridiplantae, Streptophyta, Magnoliopsida, Magnoliales, Magnoliaceae. The coding region runs from base 1 to 1311 and encodes 436 amino acids. The transcript is spliced from 4 exons.
AUGACUGCCUUUGCAGCUACACUUACUGCAGCAACGACAACAAUUGCAAUCGAAGAAUAUUGCAAUAAUAUAAUAUUUAAAUCACCUUUGAGGUUCGGGAACUAUAAAAGAAAGAAGAUAAUAAAUGAGAUUAUUAGAGCAGGUAAUAAUGAGUGUGUAGCACAACUCCAAAUGAACAAGACCAUAUUCUUCAACCUAUGCUUAGUUAUCAGAGAUAGAAAUCUCCUUCCAGACGGCAAACAUAUAUCUAUGGAGGAACAACUUGUCAUUUUCCUUCAUACAGUUGGGCAUAAUGUUAGAAACCGUGUCAUCGGGCAUCGGUUUAUAAGAUCUGGUGAAACAGUAAGCCGAUAUUUAAGUAAAGCGGUGGAUGCCAUUGUCGGAUUAUAUCCAGAGUUUGUGAAACUCCCAGAUCCGGAAAUACCAGUCGAGAUCCUAGCCAAUCCCAAUUGGAGUGAUUACUUUCAGGAUUGUAUCGGUGCAAUUGAUGAGACUCAUAUACCCGCCUACGUACUGGCAUUGGAAAGUGCAACAUACCGUAACAAGAAAGGGGUACUCUCUCAGAACGUAAUGGGUGCAUAUACAUUUAACAUGAAGUUUGUAUAUGUACUUGCCAGAUGGGAGGGAUCAGCCUUUGAUGCACGCGUCUUGCAAAAUGCUUUGACACAUUCCAUCGAUCGCUUUACUAUCCCCACGGGGAAGUAUUACGUAGUUAAUACUGGUUACGCUCAUUCUCCUGGAUUUAUAGCUCCUUACCGUGGUGUAGAGUACCACCUCAAUGAAUAUCGCACCGGUUGCAAUCCUUCCAACAAGAAAGAACUAUUCAACUAUCGGUAUGCUCAACUACGAAAUGUUAUAGAGAGAAUAUUUAAAAUUAUCAAAGUUAAUAGUGACGACGAAAUGGAUCCGAAUAGGCAGGACAACCGGACUACACCAACGAAACAACCUGGGCAAGGCCGGUGCAUCACACCACGAAGGACACCACGCAAAUACAAAUCAAAAUCGCUUGAUAAAAAGGCUAUAUCUGGUGGUGUAAUGCGUUGGACAGAUGAAAUGGAUGACUUUCUCAUCGAUACGUUGAUGGAUAUGGUUGCAAACUACUGGAAGAGUGCCAACGAAUUCAAAAAGGAGACGUAUAAAACAGUCGUCGAAACAAUGAAAAGUGCACUAGGGAUAUCAGUUCAGGAGAAGCAUGUUGGUAAUCGACUCAGGACACUGAAGAGAUUGUAUUUUGAGGUUCGAGACACCCUAAAUGCCAGUGGGUUUGGUUGGGACGAUGGGAUGAUGUCUGGAAUGAUUACAUACAGGUGA